AUGCGUUUGGCUUGGUCCAAUUAUUCAACCCUUCUUACUUCGUCGAGCAGAAUUUUGUUAUCCAACGCCACUUUAGCGCCCAGUUCAAGCCUUUCAAAAAUGUCGACCUACACCAAUCUCAAGAUUGACUUUACCAAACCUUCUUUAGACGAUAGAAAUUACCGAUUCAUCGAAUUGCCUAACAAGUUGAGAGCCCUUCUUAUUCAAGACCCUGAAACGGACAAAGCCGCGGCUUCUUUGGAUGUCCACAUCGGCUCGUUCGAGGACCCUGAAAAUCUCCCUGGUCUUGCGCACUUCUGUGAACACCUUCUUUUCAUGGGCAGCUCAAAGUUUCCAAAUGAAAAUGAGUAUUCCAGCUUCUUGAGCAAACAUGGCGGAGGAUCUAAUGCCUACACGAGUUCUCAAAACACGAAUUACUUCUUUCAAGUAAACCAUGAGAGUCUUUACGGUGCAUUAGACAGGUUUUCAGGAUUUUUCAGCUGCCCUCUAUUCAAUCAGAGCUCCACUGACAAGGAAAUUAAUGCGGUUGACAGUGAGAACAAGAAGAACUUGCAAAGUGACUUGUGGCGGCUCUACCAACUCGACAAGUCUCUCACAUCCAGUGAACAUCCUUUUCACAAAUUCUCAACCGGCAACAUAAAAACUUUAGGUGUUAUUCCAAAGUCACAGAACUUGGACAUCAGAGACGAGCUGCUUAAGUUUUACGAUGCUUCCUACUCCGCUAAUCUUAUGAAGCUUUGUGUUUUAGGAAGAGAAGACUUGGAUGUAAUGUCAGAGUGGGUUAACGAACUAUUCAAGGAUGUUCGCAACAUUGAUCGUCCAGUGCCUUCCUAUCCGGGAAAAAUGUUGCCCGCUGAAUACUUGACUCAAAUAGUUCACGCAAAGCCUGUAAAAGACUUGAAAAAGGUAGAGAUUACUUUCUCAUCUCUAGAUGUUGACUUACACUGGGAUUCAAAACCAAGCCAUCACCUCAGCCAUUUGAUUGGUCAUGAAGGGUCGGGCUCUUUACUUGCCCUCUUGAAAUCCAAGGGUUGGGCCAAUGAAUUGUCUGCAGGUGCUCACACCGUUUCCGAAGGAAAUGCCCUUUUUUCGAUAGACAUUGAUUUGACAGAUGAAGGUGUUGAAAACUAUGAGCAAAUCGUCCUUUUCGUCUUUCAAUACAUCGAGAUGUUAAAGGAGCAACUUCCUCAGGAUUGGAUAUUUACCGAGCUACGUGAUACUGCGGCUGCCAAUUUCAAGUUCAAGCAGAAAGGUAACGCGUCGUCCACAGUAUCAUCUCUAUCCAAGGCACUUGAGAAAGAAUUUAUACCCGUUGGCGACAUUCUGAGCACGUCUUUACUAAGGAAGUAUGACCCUGUUCUUAUCACGUCCUAUUUGGCGGGACUCACACCUGAGAAUUCUCGUGUAAACUUGAUUCAUAAGAAUGUCAGUACAGAUAAGAAAGAAAAGUGGUAUGGCACAGAAUACAGCGUCACAAAGUAUUCCGAUGACUUCAUGAAGUCCCUGAAAAACCCUGGUCUCAACCCACACUUGCAUUUACCUCGUCCUAACGAAUUUAUAUCUACAAACUUUCACGUUGAUAAAAUUGAAAAUGCAAAGCCGUUACCAGAGCCAUUACUCUUAAAGAGUGAUAGCCAAGCUAAGCUGUGGUAUAAGAAAGAUGAUCGCUUCUGGGCUCCUAAGGGCCAUGUUUAUGUGUCCAUGAAACUCCCCCACACAUACUCUAGCAUCGUAAACAGCAUGCUAACUUCUAUUUAUGUGGAUCUUGUCAAUGACCAUCUAAAGGACGUAGAGUAUGAUGCCCAGGUGGCUAGUUUACGCAUUUCAUUCAGAAAGACAAAUCAAGGGCUAGAUUUAUCGCUAAGUGGUUAUAAUCAAAAAAUUGCUAUCCUGCUUACGCGUUACUUGGAGGGGAUCAACAGCUUUGAGCCAACCGAAUUACGCUUUAAAAAUUUCCAAAAGAAGCUAGUUCAGUCGUUGAACAACCAUUUGUUUGACGUUCCAUAUGGCCAAAUAUCUGAUGUUUACAAUUCUCUCAUCAAUGAAAGAUCUUGGACGAUCGCUGAAAAAAUACAGACCGUCCAGCAGCUUUCAUUCACCCACUUGCAAAAUUUCAUCCCUACCAUAUUUGAACAGUUUUCUUUUGAAACUUUAGUCCAUGGGAAUUUUAAACAUGAUGUAGCUAUUGAGAUUGAUGAAAUGAUUAGGACUUUAGCCCCUGACAAUUUGCACAUUGCUCCAUCAAAGACCAUAAAACCUAGAUCCAUCCUGCUCCCACAAGGACACACUUACUACUAUGAGCACAAACUGGCAGACGACAAAAAUCUCAAUUCCUGCAUUCAACAUGUAACUCAGUUGGGAGUUUACUCUGAGGAGCUUGCCGCCAAAGCCUCAUUGUUGGCCCAGCUGAUUGAUGAGCCUGCUUUCAAUACUUUGCGGACUAAAGAACAGCUAGGCUACGUAGUGUUCAGCUCCGCUAUGAAUACACAUGGAACGGUGAAUUUGAGAUUGUUGGUUCAAUCAGAACGUGGAACGGGUUACUUGGAAUCCAGAAUCGAUGCAUUUUUAGCAAAAAUGGAGAGUGAAAUUGAGCAAAUGACAGAAGACGAAUUCCAGAGGCACAAGACUGCACUUUGCAAGACCCUGCUACAAAAGUACAAAAACUUGUCAGAGGAGAACUCACGAUUCACCACCACAAUAUAUAUGGGCGACUAUAACUUCACUGAUAAGGAGCGUAAGGCGGCGAUCGUUGAAAGCUUGACCAAGUCAGAAGUGCUCGACUUUUACCGCCAUCACGUCUUGUCCGGAAGCGCUUGUAAGCUGGUCAUUCAUUUGAAAUCUCAAGUCCAGGAUGAUGCAUCGGCCAAGAGAGACCAAGUCGACAACUACCCAACAGGAACAUUGAUCACUGAUAUCGGACGAUUCCAAGGUCAACUAAGCUUAGCACCUGUGCGCCAGCCCGUCAAGAAGCUGGAAAUAGUUUCUAAACUGUAG
Molecule: messenger RNA, 2994 nt
Organism: Lachancea dasiensis
Lineage: Eukaryota; Fungi; Ascomycota; Saccharomycetes; Saccharomycetales; Saccharomycetaceae
Source: the annotation of a GenBank genome assembly